AUGGGGAAGGCAGAUUUCCUCACCCCAAAGGCGAUCGCUAAUCGCAUCAAAUCGAAGGGUCUGCAGAAGCUGCGAUGGUACUGCCAGAUGUGCCAGAAACAGUGCCGGGACGAGAAUGGCUUCAAAUGUCACUGCUUGUCAGAAUCUCACCAGAGACAGCUGCUGCUUGCUUCAGAGAAUCCCCAACAGUUUAUGGAUUAUUUUUCAGAAGAAUUCCGCAAUGAAUUUUUGGAGUUGCUGAGACGGCGAUUUGGUACUAAACGUGUUCACAAUAACAUUGUUUACAAUGAGUACAUCAGUCAUCGAGAGCAUGUACACAUGAAUGCCACACAGUGGGAGACACUGACAGACUUUACAAAAUGGCUGGGAAGAGAAGGUUUAUGUAAAGUUGAUGAAACACCUAAGGGCUGGUACAUUCAGUACAUAGACCGGGAUCCUGAAACAAUCAAAAGACAGCAGGAGCUAGAGAAAAAGAAGAAACAGGAUCUCGAUGAUGAAGAGAGGACUGCAAAAUUUAUCGAGGAACAAGUUAGAAGGGGCAAAGGUGAAGCAGAGCCGGAAGUUCCUGUGUACACUGAAUUAAGUAGAGAAAGCGAGGAAGAGAAAGGUAGUUUUUUUCUGUCACAAUCAAUGUCCUUAAUUCUUUGCUUUAAUCAAUAG
Staurois parvus is the source of this 660-nucleotide messenger RNA. Lineage: Eukaryota; Metazoa; Chordata; Amphibia; Anura; Ranidae. The record is from the annotation of a GenBank genome assembly.